AUGGUCAUGGUCGUCCCUGCGUACUGCCAGUUCCCUCCUCACACCCUGAUCCCCCACCGUGGGCUCGCCGGCUGCCAUUCACCUCCACGAAGGCCUUUUGGCCCAUUUACACUGCCCCCCACGCUUGUCUUUGCCCCUUGUGUGAACAUGGUCCAGCCACUCCCCUACACCGUAGCGCACCCCAGUCUGCAGCCUCACCGAUGCGGGUUGCCUCACUACGACAAGGGUGAAAAACUAGCGCUGGAAGAAACUGCAUUUGAAGAAAUUGAAAGAGAUUUUCAGGAGGUUCUUGGCGAACUUUCAGGAGACAAAAGUCUGGAAAAAUUCAGGAUUGAAUAUGAGAAACUUCAUGCUGUUAUGAGAAAGUCUUAUGACAAUGAAAAGCGUUUGAUGGCCAAGUGCAGAGAGCUGAAUGCAGAGAUUGUGGUGAAUUCUGCAAAGGUUGCCACUGCUCUGAAGCUCUCUCAGGAUGACCAGACAACCAUUGCCUCCCUGAAGAAGGAAAUCGAAAAGGCCUGGAAGAUGGUGGACGCGGCCUACGAUAAGGAGCAGAAGGCCAAGGAGACGAUUCUGGCCCUUAAAGAGGAAAUAGUGAACCUCACCAAACUUGUGGAACAGGGAUCUGGUCUGUCAAUAGACCAGGAUACCAAUAUCCGAGAUUUACUGAGGUUCAAAGAAGAAGUGACGAAGGAGCGAGACCAGCUCCUGUCUGAGGUGGUGAAGUUACGGGAGAACUUAUCGUUGGCCAUGGAACAGCACCAGCAGUCGGAGCGUGCAAAGGAGGAUGCAGAACACACCCUCAAUCAGUUCCAACAAGAAAUCCAGCACCGCCAGAAUGAAGCUUCGCGCGAGUCUCGGAAGAAGGAAAAAAUGGAGAAGGAGCUCAAGCAGAUCCAGGUGGACAUGGACACCAAGCAGUCGGAGAUCAAGGCACUACAGCAGUAUGUUCAGAAAAUCAAGGAGGAGAUGCAGCGGCUGGAGCAGCAGUUGAAGGAGCAGAAGAUACUCAACGAGAGGGCUGCUAAGGAACUUGAACAGUUCCAGAUGCGGAAUGCCAAACUUCAGCAAGAGAAUGAGCAGCACACUUUGAGUUGUGAGCAGCUGUCACAGGAAAACCAGCAGAAGGCAUUAGAGCUCAAGGCCAAAGAGGAAGAAAUCCAUCAGAUGCGCAUAGAUAAUGGGAAGCUGAACAAAAUUCGAGAACAAAUCCACAGGAAACUGCACCAGGCUGAAGAUCAAAAGGGGGAAAUAGAACAACAAAAGGAAACCCUAAAAAACCAGAUCUUGGGAUUAGAGAGAGAGGUGGAGGCUUCAAAGAAACAAGCAGAAUUUGAUAAGAAAGUCACAGAUGAGCUUCUGAGAGAAAGGGACAUACUAAAUAAGAAUAUGCUUAAGGCAAUCAGUGCCACCCAAAAGCAGAUGGAGUUGGCAAGACUCCAGGAGCAAGCCAAGAGGAAUCUGGAGGAAGAAAUCCAAGCCCACAAGGAAGAGUCCCAGAAGCAGAGAAAGAUCAUCUUUCAGCUAGAAAAGGAGCGUGAUCGGUACAUCAACGAGGCCAGUGAUCUCACCCAGAAGGUCCUCAUGAGCAUGGAAGAUAUAAAAGUCCACGAAAUGCAGAUUUUUGACUACAGAAAAAAAAUAGCUGAGUCAGAGACUAAAUUGAAACAGCAACAGAACCUGUACGAAGCUGUGAGGUCUGACAGGAAUCUCUACAGCAAAAAUCUGAUUGAGGCGCAGGAUGAAAUCACUGAAAUGAAGAGAAAGUUAAAGAUUAUGACCCAUCAGGUGGACCAGCUGAAAGAAGAGAUCUCCGUCAAGGAGGCUGCACUUGUGAAGCUGCAUCUGGAACAGCAGCGGAUAGAAAAGGAGAAGGAAACACUGAAGGCCGAGCUGCAGAAACUGAGACAACAAGCCAUGGAGACCAAACACUUCAUUGAAAAGCAAGAGGCUGAAGAGAGGAAACUCCUGAGAAUCAUUGCUGAGGCCGACGGGGAGAGGCUAAGGCAGAAGAAGGAGUUAGACCAGGUCAUCAGUGAAAGAGACAUUCUGGGAUCUCAACUUGUGCGGCGCAAUGAUGAGUUAGCUUUGCUGUAUGAGAAGAUCAAGAUUCAGCAGUCUGUGCUGAAUAAAGGCGAGAGCCAGUACAACCAGAGGCUGGAGGACAUUAGGAUCCUCAAGCUGGAGAUCAAGAAACUGCGCCGGGAGAAGAGGAUUCUGGCCAGAAGUGUGGCUAAUGUGGAAGAACUCAGGCAGGAGCUUUUCCACGUGCAAAGAGAGUUCCUGAAGGAGAGGACCAGGUGCCGUGCCCUGGAGGAGGAGCUGGAGAACCCUAUGAACGUGCACAGAUGGAGGAGGCUUGAGGCCAGUGAUCCCAGUACCUUCGAGCUGAUACAGAAAAUUCACACCCUGCAGAAGCGCCUCAUCAGCAAGACGGAGGAGGUGGUGGAGAAAGAGCUGCUUCUCCAGGAAAAGGAGAAACUGUAUGUGGAACUGAAACACAUCUUGGCCCGGCAGCCUGGCCCCGAGGCUGCGGAGCAGCUCCAGAUCUACCGGCACGCACUGCAGGAGAAGACCAAGCAACUUAAAGUUUUGUCUUCAGAAUUGAAUAUGUUUGAAUCACAGAGCCAAGAAGAUAAAUAUGAGAUUGAGAAACUUGGCAACGAACUGGCAAGUUUGAAGAAGAAAUACCUGGCUCUGAAACGUAAACAAAUGCUUCAGAAAAACAAGGACAGAGUGCCCCCAGAAAACACCUUCUCAGCGAUCAAACCAGCCUCUCGUUACACCGGGGGCGGGUUCCCCCUCAACAAAUUCUUUAAUGCCAACUUGAAGCCACUGGUUGGAUCCAGUUGA
This is a messenger RNA of Perognathus longimembris pacificus (Pacific pocket mouse), 2850 nucleotides long. It is a transcript of the gene Cfap58, whose product is annotated as cilia and flagella associated protein 58. NCBI's taxonomy places the organism in Eukaryota, Metazoa, Chordata, Mammalia, Rodentia, Heteromyidae. Gene Ontology annotation, cellular component: cytoskeleton. The record is from RefSeq and is a predicted model, not a curated record. The transcript has 18 exons. The coding region runs from base 1 to 2850 and encodes 949 amino acids.